Messenger RNA from Sodiomyces alkalinus F11, 1783 nucleotides. RefSeq lists its product as hypothetical. The transcript is spliced from 3 exons. Lineage: Eukaryota; Fungi; Ascomycota; Sordariomycetes; Glomerellales; Plectosphaerellaceae. Gene Ontology annotation, molecular function: protein binding. The record is from RefSeq and is a predicted model, not a curated record. Bases 278 to 1519 code for a protein of 413 amino acids.
CAAUGCCCAUCCAGUUUCUGCCUGACCUCCUGAAUCCCGAUUACCCCGCCAUACCUGUCAGCGGUGAGCGGUGAGCCUCAACCAUCUUUAUCCUCUCCCGCCGCCGCCGUGAUCAAACACUCCCAACUCCCAACUCCCGUGUGCAGGCUGCAGUGAUGCACCACCUGCCCGGCACGGACGAUUCUGAAAUCACUCCACCAGUUUUCUCUCAACGUUACACGCCUGCUUUACAUCCUAUCGGCCUGCCACCCGCGUCCCCUAUUCACCGCAACCUGCCAUGUCUUUCCUAGACGUGAGCCGGCUAGCCACCAAGCUAGGCCUCUUCAAUAUUCCCGACGACCCUGAUGAGCCCAUACAAGGCCACAAGGACUACGGAUACACGCAAGACGACUCCUACGGCAGCGGUUACUCUGGCGCCCCUCCUAAGGGAUAUACAGGCGGUCCGCAAGACGGAGAGGAAGAAUACCAACAAUCACACCCGGACUACUCCACCAGCGACCCCACCCGCACCGGUGCAGCACCCGACGCCUCAAAUGCCGCCGGGCCGGGAAGACGCUACGGCGACGAUGAGGACAGCCUGGUAGACGACGACGACGACGGCGGCGACGAAGAGGACGAGAGAAGAAAGCACCCGUCCGACGAGCCGCCAGUCCCCGAAGGCUGGCUCGCGCGCUUCGAUGACCGGCACGGCGAGUGGUACUUUGUCAACAAAGUGACCGGUCUGUCGCAGUGGCAACGCCCUAUCCGGUCGGCGUACGAUGCGUACCCGAAUGACGAAGGACAACGACCGGCUGCCACGGGAGAAGAGGACCAGGAAAGGGGUCAUGGUGGCUACCCGACCGGCGAGUCGCGGGGCUACUGGGAUCAUUCCUCCCAAGCUCAGCAGAGCCGACAGAAUACGGGCGGACAGGGCCACUACGGACACGGCGGUGGCCCGCACUAUGGAUAUGACCAGUAUCGGGGACACGAAAGCGCGUAUGGACAGGGCCAAUACAGGGCCUACGGAUAUGAUGAUACUGGGGAGGUGGAGAAGCAGAAGAAGAAGAGUGGAAAGUAUGGAAAGGUCCUGCUGGGCGCAGCGGGAGGUCUUGCCGUCGGUGCACUAGGCGGUGUGCUGCUUGCGAACGCCCUUGCAUCCGAUGAUGAGGACGAGGGAGACGCCGAGGCUUCCACACAGGACCGCAACUUCGAAGAGGGCUAUGCAGAGGAUCGCGGGUUCGCGUCGCAAUAUGCGGAGGUGGAAUCUGAGCCGGAGCCGGAGCCCGAACCCGAACCCGAACCCGAACCCGAGCUAGAAGAGGACGAGGAUGAGGAAGACGGAGGUGGCGACGUUGAGGAGGCAAGCUCAAGCUCAAGCAGUUCAUCCAGUAGCGAUGACUCUGAAGAGGAGGAGGAGGAGCCAGAAGCGGAACCAGAGGAGGAAAUUGCCGAUGAGGAAUCAGAAAGCAGCAGCGAUGAGGAGGAAGAGGAGGAGUCACAUAACGAGGAUUCCGACGAAAACGAUGAUGAGUAUGAUUAGAAGUCGGAAAAUAUGAAUGCGGCGAGAUAUUGAAGACUCUGAGAGAUUAUGAAAGACGAGGUACAAACAUGGGGAGACUAGGCCGCUACCGUCUUGAGUUUCGUGAUACCACCUGAGAACAUGUCCCAACAGGCCGCCAUGCAAUGCAAGGAGAUAGACAGGCCCGGCUCUGAGUCGCCCAUGAAUAGGAGCAGAAUAGCCUGGAAUGGUAUUUUCUUCGUCUUAUUAAAAAGAAGGUAGAUUUGAAGAGGAGGUGAACGAGAC